ACCUUUUUCGUACCUUUUCUAUAUUAGUGAUUUAUUUUUUACUGCAAACUACAAAGGGUAAAAAAAAAAUCGCCUUCUCCUGUUUUGUCAACAUUAUGAAUUUGCGUUUAAAAAACUUUUUUCUUCCAUCCAAAUAAGACUUGGCUGUUUGGAUUACAUUCCUUGCCUUCCUUCCUCAGGAGCGAUGAAUUAAAAAAAAAAACAGAGCAAACAGAAUAUAGUCUGCGGGACUAUCGCCGUUCGCCGAUGUCUAUAGUCAGUCUGGAACCGAGAUCGAACUAAAGAUAACUCAUUCUCACAAGUAUGUACGACGUGUGACGAAACAAUACGAAUCUAUAGACGGAAGAAAAGUUAAGUCAAGGUGUUGGGAAAUGGACAGAUUUAUAACGAAGCGAAAACGUGACCCUCCUGAUAAUAAUAGCUCUCAAAAUAGUAACCAGCCUACUAAACCUGGUCAUUCAACUAAGAAGAAAUGUUUAAGUCCUAGUAUCCCUGGCCCUUCAUGUACUGAUGCACUAAUAAUAAUAAAACCUACCCAGCCACAAGAAUCAAAUCCUUCCAACGACUUCAGUUUGCUAGACGAAUCAAAUCUAUCUAACAAAAAAAAACCACAAGCCUUACUUGAUACUUGUAACGAAAAUGAAGAAAUCCAGAUAGCAACAAGUAAUGAAGAGCAUAAAAAAAAUAUUCCAACCAAAUCUAAAAAAGCAUCGGAUAAGACUGAAAAACAUUUAUAUGUUUUUAGCGAGAAAUGGUUAGAAAUUAAAGAACUUUCAGAGUGGCUAGUUUCAGACACAGUUAAAGGCACAAUCAGUGCAAAAUGCAAAUACUGUCAAACUACGUUACCCAACCACAAGCCGCACUUGAUACGACACUCUGAAACUGAUAAACACAAAUCAAUAAUGAAAGCCAUUAAAUCCACAUCAAAUAUUAAAGAAUCAUUAAAACCAUCAGAUGAAGAUCUCUCAGUAAAAAGAGGUGAGCUUAAAAUUGCUGCAAUGCUGGCUACAAAUAAUUUACCAUUCCUCUUAUCAGACACUCUAGUUAGCUUAAUAGCGGACAUUUGCCCCGAUUCGAAAAUUGCUCAGAAGAUGAAGAUGGGUCGUACGAAAGCAACAGCAGUUGUAACACAAAUUUUAGGGCCCAGUCUUCAAAGUACUUUGCAUGAUUAUUUAAAACAACCCGGUAAUUUCUUUUGCCUAAUAAUGGACGAAACAACUGAUGUUGGCACAAAAAAACAAUGUGCGAUGACAGUGAUAUAUUGUGACAAAGAAUUUAAAAUAAAAACAGAAUUCUUCGAUUUGCUGGAAAUGGCCUCAGGUACGGCUGAUGACUUGUAUAACGCAUUAAUACAGAGCGUUGAAACUAAAAAUAUCCCACUAGAAAACUUAGUGGGAUUUUCUUCAGACACGACGAACGUGAUGGUCGGCGAAUAUAAUUCUGUGUUCGCCAAAUUGAAAGAAAGACUUCCUAACAUAGUGUGUGUCCGCUGCUCUUGCCAUAUGAUUCAUUUGGCUGCCUCCAAAGCUUGUCUACAACUGCCAAAAUCAGUAGAAGAUAUGUUACGGAACAUUGGCUCCCAUUUCAGCCGCAGCCACAACCGACAACAGAAGCUUGCAGAAAUGCAACGCUUCUACCAAACACAAAUUCAUCAGAUUCUUUUGCCGGCAACAACCCGGUGGCUUUCUUUAAAGGCAUGUGUCGACCGAACGCUGGAACAGUAUCCUGCACUGGAAGCCUAUUUCAGACUUGAAAUAGUGGAAGAUCCGUCCAGAAUAACUGAAAGUAUCAUUUUCAGUUUGCGUAACCAGUUUACAAAAUUUUAUCUCGAGUUCAUGGCAUAUGUGCUAGACCUGCUAAAUGACUUCAAUAUUACUUUUCAGUCUGAAUCGCCAUUACUUCAUAAACUGAAACCUGCCGUAGAAGGGCUCAUCCGCACAAUUGCAAGUAACUUCAUUGAUUUACAUCACGUCAAAAACACGCCUCCUCUAGAGAUCGAACAUAAAAACCCAAGGUUGUACUUGCCUUUGGAAAAUUUGUACCUUGGUGUUUCUGUGGACUCAAGCCUCAAGGAGGUUCAAAAUGAUGUUAGAAAAGAGGACCUGGAAAGAUUCAAACUAGAUUGCCUGGCAUUUUAUGUUGAAGUAAUAGAACAAAUAAAACAAAGAUUUAUAUUUACAGACCCAAUAUAUGACAUAAUCCAAAUAGUCGAACCAAAAAUUAUAAAAUCGUUUGAUCCACAAAUGAUAACUUCAAUUUUAAACAGAUUUCCUUUUUUAGCCCCCACAUAUCUGAAUAAAAGUGCAUUAAUAAACGAAUGGCGGGAGUACUGUUUAUUAGAUCUGGCAAGUGUGGACGACAGUAUAUCGAUUCAAAUGAAAGCUGCUGAUUUUUGGACAAAAGUAUUUAAAUUAAAGGACAUAGCUGGUACAGAAAAAUUCAAAAAUUUGAAAAUCCUGAUAGGAUUUCUAUUAAUUCUGCCUUUUUCUAAUGCCUCAGUGGAAAGAGUAUUUAGCAAACUAAAGCUGAUAAAGACUGAACAUCGGAAUCGUCUCAAUACCGAAACUAUUGCUGCAUUAAUGGCUAUUAGUUCAUCUAUACAGCAACAAGGUGGUAUACACAAUUUUGAACCCAGCUCUUCUAUGUUAAAUAAGAAGAUAAAGUACUAAAAUUAAUUUGAUUCAGUAGUGACGGAUUUCGCUGAUAAAGUAAACACCUAAAUACAACAUCAAAUUACCUUUUUUGUAAAUUUUGAAAACUAAUGAUUUCGAGAUGAAUAAAUAUUUAUCUGUAGAGAAAUAUUACUAAUUUUGUAGAUUGAAAUGAAAACUAUUAACUUGCAUUGAGCAUGGGUGCAGGCUAAGUAUUAAGUAUUUUGGAAUGAAGCAAAGCAUAUCUACAAACGGAAUGACACAUAUCCAAACUAUUGGAGCUUCAAGCAUGUAUUAGCAAGUUAUUUAUUUAUAAACUCGUGGUAAGUCAAAUUAUUAUUUUACAAUUACAGUCUGUUGAGAAACUAAUAGAAAAUAAUGAGACUCAUACUUUCUUCGACUUUCUGUCACAUUUGACACUAAAAUAUGGACACAAAUUAUUUAGAUGGGAUUUUCUUAGUUCCUAAAACAUUAUUUUCAUAAUUUUUUUGACAAACAACUUGUUUUCGCUGUAGGAUAUGAGUAGACUAUAGCAUUUUUCAACAUUUUAGCAAAACCGUACUACUAUGAUAAAUUAUUAUCAAAAAAAUUUUUAAUUCACUGCAUCAUUAACGAAUAUAAUGACUUUACUCCUUUCCGUAACUCUAUAUUGAUUUAUAACCUCAUUUCUCUAAUUGAUUUACGAAUGAAUUUGUUCGAUAUUGGCAAUCGGUAAUAAUGUUCUACUUUACCAUAUCGUUCUGAACAUUCGAUUCCCUAUCGCUUUUUUUCCAACCUAUGGUCGCAGACAGCCAACUCGAAGAAAAAUAAAACUGAUCUAGUUCUUGCAGAAGUAUCCCGACCUAACCGUACCUUGAAGUUAAAAACCGUACCUUUUUAGAAAGCCAACCAUCCUUUUUUGGGAAAUCAUACUGGCAA
Messenger RNA from Helicoverpa zea (corn earworm), 3569 nucleotides. RefSeq lists its product as uncharacterized. The record is from RefSeq and is a predicted model, not a curated record. Bases 372 to 2669 code for a protein of 765 amino acids. The transcript has 2 exons. Lineage: Eukaryota; Metazoa; Arthropoda; Insecta; Lepidoptera; Noctuidae. Gene Ontology annotation, molecular function: protein dimerization activity.